AUGUUCGAUUCGAUAGAGGACGCGGUAGCAGACAUCCGGGCAGGCAAGUUCGUUGUAGUGCUCGACGAUGAGGACCGGGAAAAUGAAGGCGACCUCAUCAUCUCAGCGUCGCUCUGCACAACACAGCAAAUGGCAUGGUUCAUUCAACACACUUCGGGCUUUAUCUGCAUCGCACUCACGCCGGAUCGCAUCGCCCAACUCGAAAUCCCCAUGAUGGUGCCCAACAACACGGAGAAGAACAAGACCGCCUACACCGUCACUGUCGACUACAAGCACGGUACCACAACGGGCAUCUCUGCGCACGAUCGAGCGCUUACCUCGCGCCAAUUGGCGGACGAAUCGCUCAGCGCGCAAGCUGAUGACUUCACAAGACCGGGUCACAUGAAUCCGCUCAGGUAUACACAGGGCGGAGUGAGGGUGAGGAUGGGUCAUACCGAGGCAAGUGUUGAUCUGUGCAAGCUGGCAGGGCUGCCACCGGCAGGGCUUCUAUGCGAACUCGUCGACCCUGACGACGAGGAUGGAGGCAUCGCGAGUAGGGACGCGUGUCUCAAGUUUGCCAAAAAGUGGGGGUUGAAGGUCACGACAAUUGAGAUGCUCAAAAAGUACAGGGAGCAGAAAGAGGGUGAGUUGGCCCACGAUGACAGGCAAAGGCUCGCAGACGAUCAGGUGAGAGGCGUCAAGAUCGACGUGCAGAAAGUGGUGCCUCCGACAACAACUGCUGCGUGA
Molecule: messenger RNA, 726 nt
Organism: Mycosarcoma maydis (corn smut)
Lineage: Eukaryota; Fungi; Basidiomycota; Ustilaginomycetes; Ustilaginales
Product: putative 3,4-dihydroxy-2-butanone 4-phosphate synthase
Exons: 1
Coding region: 1-726 (241 amino acids)
Biological process (GO): aerobic respiration; riboflavin biosynthetic process
Cellular component (GO): cytosol; mitochondrial intermembrane space
Molecular function (GO): 3,4-dihydroxy-2-butanone-4-phosphate synthase activity
Source: RefSeq, a predicted model, not a curated record